GUGGGCUGGUUCACGUGUGCAGACCUCGUAAAUAGCAGUAUUUCUGACAGCCCUGGAAGGCACCACAAGUCCAUCCUCCCCAUCAGCAGUCCGGUCAACAACAUUUCUCCUGCAGGACUCUCCGGCACAAAAAAAAACUUCACCGACUCUUUGCAGUUCAAACACCCCGACAUGGAUGCACUCAAGUCGGCUGGGAGAGCCAUCAUCCGGAGCCCGAGCAUGGUGAAGCAGUCCUGGACAGCCGGCAGACACAAAAAGCUCCCAGAGAACUGGACAGACACACGGGAGACCAUCGUUGAGGGCAUGACCUUUAACCUCCGUCACCUCGGCAUGACACUGGUGGACCAGCCCAAGGGAGAGGACCUGUCAGCUGCAGCAGUAAAGAGGAUCGUGGCCACGGCUAAAGCCAGUGGGAAGAAGCCUCAGAAGGUUGCUCUCAAGGUUUCCCCUCAGGGAAUCGUCCUGAACGACAGCUCGACCAACAAACUCCUGGAAAAUGUCUCCAUAUACAGAAUAUCCUACUGCACGGUGGACAAACUGCAUGAUAAAGUGUUUGCUUAUAUCGCUCAAAACACCCUCAAUGGGACCCUGGAGUGCCACGCCUACCUCUGCUCCAAGAGGAAAGUGGCUCAGGCGGUGGCUUUGACAGUAGCCCAGGCCUUCACAGUAGCUUUUGAACUCUGGCAAGUGGCCAAAGAAGAGAAAGGGAAAAGAGUGAAGUCCGGUUCGGCCGGAGAGGCCAGCAGUAGUUCCCAUUCGGAGAGAUCGAACAGCGUGGGGAGCCUGAAAGGAACAGAUGUUGCCACGGACAACCUGCUGGACAUUGACGACGGUGUGAAUGUGGUCGUGGAGGCCAACGGGAAUGUAGAGGAGCAUCAGCUGGAUAACCACAGACCCUCUGAGACCAACAAUAACCCUGCAUGUGAAAUGGAAGAUGGUUUGGAUGAAGCCUUUUCAAGACUGGCAGUGUCGCGUACUAACCCCCAGGUCUUGGACAUUGGGGUGACGCCCCAAGACUGGCUCACUGAACCCGACCUGGACACCGCCAACGGAAACACUCCCAACGACCUCAGUCCAUUCGGGGACGACAUCUUCGGCUUCUGACCACCAACUGCAAGAGAGAGAGAGAGACGACAACAACAGAGAGUGGGGAGGGGGUGUUUCUAAGUCUUCCUAUGAAUUAACAAGGCAUCACUGUGUAUUUAAGACGAGGCUGCAGUAAGUCCAUGAGGGAAUAAGUGUAGAGUUGUGAGGUAACGUUUGGCCUCCUCAGCUUGUUGUUGCACUCUUCACAUGGACAAUUCUUCCCUUCUUUGUGGAAACAACACAGACUGCUGCCCUGCACACCAAAGCAAUAAUAUCAUCCUUUAAAGGUUCCUUCAUCUGUCCUGUUAUUACACCACAAACAUCCUUACAAACUUAUGGCACCUUUUUGUUGUCCUUUGCAUCAUACUCUGUGUGUUUUGUAUAUGUGUGUAGUUAUAAUUUAUAGAUUUAUAAUUAUUUUUGUAUGGAUGAAGAGUAGGAUUUAAUUCAGACUGAUGUACAGACUGUAUCAACAGGCCUUAAUAACAGCGGGACAAUCAGCCACACUUUAUCUUUAUGUUUCAGAGGAUUUGACCUUCCACCACCUUGGAUGUUAACUGUUGUUUUACGUCUAAAUAUGUGAAAAUCAAGCUAGUUGUUGUAUUUAUAUGAACCCUUUUCAUAGCAGUGGCUCCUUCGGGAUAUGUUGUUACAGGCAGUGUUUUUUUUCCACUGCAGUGUUAACGGCGCUCUCUUGAAUGAAGCCCAGAUGUGUUCAACGUUAUCGGAUUCCUUUGUGGCUAUUUCAUGUACAUUGUAAUCUACCGGCAUUAUACAGAAUUAAAAUAUA
This is a messenger RNA of Anoplopoma fimbria (sablefish), 1876 nucleotides long. RefSeq names its product low density lipoprotein receptor adaptor protein 1a (gene ldlrap1a). Lineage: Eukaryota; Metazoa; Chordata; Actinopteri; Perciformes; Anoplopomatidae. Gene Ontology annotation, cellular component: early endosome. The record is from RefSeq and is a predicted model, not a curated record. The transcript has 9 exons. Bases 172 to 1104 code for a protein of 310 amino acids.